AAAACCGAAACAGUUGAUUUGUUUAACUAUGAUAGUGCGUUCAUGUGAACAGCGCCGUGUUUAUUUUCUGACGUUGGGCUUAUUUGACUCGGAAAGCGGUGCGUUGGAAUAAUUUGUGUUAGGUUGUAGCCAGCGAGCUAACUCGGCUAAGCUACAUUGAAAGCUCGCGGUUGCUCACGGAAAUUGUGCAUCGUCGUGAACUCGAAUGCUAUCAUUUCAUCUCAACACUAUAGAUCGUGUUUGUAGCUGUUGGUGGUUGGGGUUAGCUUCGGCUAACUAAUGCUCCGUGUCGUGGCCUUGCGUUAAUGCGCAAGUCAGUGUCUCGCUAUUAUGUAAACAACAUAUAUACACAUAAUAUCCUGACACCACCUUUCGCUCGCUGACUGAGACAAGGCAUCCAAGGCGAAUAUUCGUGUUAUAGGAAUGCCCAAGGAAAAAUAUGACCCGCCGGAUCCCAGGCGGAUGUACACAAUUAUGUCCAGCGAGGAGGCAGCCAAUGGGAAGAAGUCAUACUGGGCUGAGCUGGAAAUCAGUGGCCGUGUAAGGAGUCUGAGCACAGCUUUGUGGUCUCUCACCCACCUCACUGCCCUGCACCUAAGUGACAACUCGUUGUCACGCAUCCCACCAGACAUUGCCAAAUUACACAACCUGGUGUACCUGGAUCUAUCGUCCAACAAGAUCAGAAGCCUGCCGGCGGAGCUCGGCAACAUGGUGUCUCUCAGGGAACUGCUUUUAAAUAACAACCAGUUGCGGGUUCUGCCAUUUGAAUUGGGGAAACUGUUUCAGUUACAAACACUGGGGUUGAAAGGAAACCCGCUUGCACAAGAAAUUCUGAGCCUCUACCAGGAACCUGACGGCACGCGGCGACUGCUUAAUUAUUUGUUAGACAAUCUGGCAGGGGCUAUCAAGCGCAUGCCGGCAGAGCAGCCCCCAGCUCGGUCAUGGAUCUCUCUGCAGGAACCAGAUCGAACUCGGGCCUCAGCACUGUUCUCUGUGAUGUGCUACAAUGUGCUGUGUGAUAAGUACGCCACACGACAGCUAUAUGGUUACUGUCCCUCCUGGGCUCUAAACUGGGAAUACAGGAAGAAAUCAAUCAUGCAGGAGAUCCUGGGCUGCAAUGCCGACAUCAUCAGUUUACAGGAGGUUGAAACGGAGCAGUACUACAACUUCUUCUUGCCAGAGUUGAAAGAGCAGGGCUACGAUGGGUUCUUCAGUCCGAAGUCACGAGCCAGGACCAUGUCGGAGUCGGACCGUAAACACGUGGACGGAUGUGCAAUUUUCUACAAGACAGAAAAGUUCAGUGCAGUUCAGAAACACACAGUAGAGUUCAACCAGCUGGCCAUGGCGAACUCUGAGGGCUCGGAGGCCAUGCUGAACAGGGUGAUGACCAAGGACAACAUCGGGGUCGCUGUGCUGCUCGAAGUCCGCAAAGAGAUGAUGGAGCUUUCCUCUGGGAAAUCCCUCCAUGGCAUGGAGAAGCAGCUAAUGCUGAUAGCCAAUGCCCACAUGCACUGGGACCCGGAAUACUCUGACGUGAAGCUGGUCCAGACCAUGAUGUUCCUGUCGGAGGUGAAGAGCAUAGUGGACAAGGCCACGCGCAGCCUCAAGCUGUCUUCUGUCUCUGGUGAAACUAAUGCCAUUCCACUGGUGCUGUGUGCUGACCUCAACUCCUUGCCUGACUCUGGCGUAGUGGAGUACCUGAGUACUGGCGGAGUGGACUGCACCCACAAGGACUUUAAAGAGCUGCGUUACAGCGACUGUCUGACCAAAUUCAACUGCAACGGCAAGAACAGCACGUCCAACGGCAGGAUCACCCACGGCUUCAAGCUGAAGAGCGCUUACGAGAAUGGCCUGAUGCCUUACACCAACUACACCUUUGACUUCAAGGGUGUCAUUGACUACAUUUUCUACUCCAAGCCUCACCUGAACAUGCUGGGUAUCCUGGGCCCCCUGGACCCCCACUGGCUCGUAGAGAACAAUGUCAGCGGUUGCCCACACCCCCACAUCCCCUCCGACCACUUCUCUCUCUUCGCCCAGCUGGAGUUGCUCCUGCCUAAUGUGCCGCCCCAGGUCAACGGGCUCCAUCUCCCUGCCCGCAGGUAGUGAGUCCCUGCCACACCACCGGGGGAGCUGCAAACACAGUCCCUUCCUUUCAACCCUCCUUCCUCCCACUACCAGCUCUUCCCUCCACCACCACUGGAGGAGGAAGACAAAAAAACACAACCUGUAAAAUAUUCGUACAGUGAGGUCUGGCCGACAGGGAUUUCGUAUAAUGUUAUAGAUAUUCUAUAUAUAUUUUUUCCUUUAUUUUUCUCUUUUGCUCUUUUUUAACUGCUUGAUUCAGUCCAUUUUCUGCAUCAAAUUUGUUUUUUUUGGACUCCUCCUUCAAAUCCACCCACAUUGAAUCUGUUGUCCAGACUAAAAGGGAUGGUAGCUCUCUGAUUUGUCCACAAGCGGGGAGGGGCUCUGUUUGCGUUUAGAAACGGGGCAAAAGGUAACUGGGAUCAAAUCCAGCUGAUCAUUUCUAGAGCUGACGGUCUGCUCGUCUGUCUGUCCUGUACAAAUAUAAAACCAGCAAAGACAGCAGACUUGAAACUCCCAGACCUCCAUGAUUAGCUUGUGCAGGUUUUUCCCCUCGUUCUCUGCUUAGCCGUCGUAACUCGCUCGGUCUUUCCUUCAAUGCCAACGUUCCACGACUAGGAUGUCGGAGCAGCUUCAAGCCUGAGGUGGAUAGAGUGCAGCUAGCGCCAGGUGAAAUUUCCCUGCUGUCAUUCUGUGGUGCUGAGGCCGGCUGUGUGCUGCUGGCCUCCCAUGGUGCUACAAGAUAGUCUACACCUCUGACCCCGGGCCCGGUGCAUUAGCUACUAUCGCUUAAAUGCUUCAAGAACCAGGCUUUUUGGGAAAAAAAAACGACAUCCAGGUGUUGGAAGGUGGAGGCACAAUUUGUCAGAGAGAGAACGAUGUGACAAACCAUGAGCAGAGCUACCAUCCCUUUUUACAGACGUCACGCCAGCUAGUACAGUCGUUAGGGUAGUCUUAGACUAAGGGGCUUGUGUGACCCAUGUGUCAUAUUUUAUUGUGGGGCAAAGGGUUUUUUUUUUUUUUUUUAGGCUGAUGGAAAAGGUGAUGGGAGACUAUCGCAAACCUUUACUUUUAAGGUGAUUGCUUUUAGGCAGAGUGAGUGAGUAAUGGCUGAUACCCAGGAGUAAAACCAGCAUUCCUCUCACUGUCAGGGGUUGUCAUCCAACUCCAACACACAUGCAAGCUUACACUCACAUACACACACACAAAAUUACUCACACCCCUCAACACACACACACACUUAUCUUUAUAUACAGGUAAUUUGAAGGCAGAUCUGUAGCACUAUCUCUGAGGCCAGUAGUGACUUUACCCCAGCCAUAAAUUUCACAAACACACAGAAGCAGUGAUUUUUUUUCUUUUUCUUCUUUUCUUUUUCUUUCACAAGUCUUUGUACAGAAUAGAAAUUUAGACUCUCUUUACAUGAUUGUAUAUGAACCACAAAAGACCUGUUUUCUGGCGUUUUUUGUACUAAGAGUAAAUUAUAAUCUGAUUUGAGAAGAGAAAAAAAAAGAUUGUAUUGUAAACUAUGGCUAAAUUUUUAUCCAGUUGAUGUAAGAUGAAUUGAUAUUACCAGCUUGUACAAAAGACGUAAGAAGAGGUUGUUUCAGGCGUUCGUUCUCACUAUUUUGCACUCCCGAGAGAUUAAGUGUAACAAACGUAUCAGUAUUGUUUUGUUUUUUCUUUCUUUCUCCCCUUCAUUUUCUGCCGUUUGAUUUAAUUUCCCGGCACGUUUCUGCGAUUUGUAAAUAGACACCGAUUAACACUCCGCCUGUUGCUUGUUGCCCAUUAACGAAGCCAUCGAUCCACAGCGCUGCCAUAUCACCAGAACCAGUCGCUGCUCACCAGUGACUCCACAUCUGCUCAUUCCCACAUCUCCCCUCCUCUCAUUCUCAUCAGUGACUGGUGGAUAAAACAAACCUUUAAACAAACAAAAAAAAACCCAAACAUGACACCAAACAUCGUGUGCCUCGCUGUAGCAGUCCUCGUCUUGCACUAUUUUGACGAACGCCGGAACAACCUUUUCUCCUUUUAUUUUUAAAUACUGUUGAGACAUUUGUGAAGAUUUUAUGUCUUUAUUUUUUUUUGUUAAAUGUCCUUUUUUAUGAGCUGUGACAAUGUUAUGAUGUGUAUAAUAUCCUUCCUAUUCAUUGAGCUCUCUAGUAAUCAGGUAUGCUUUUCCACCCAUUCUAUUCUCCACUACUUAUGGCUGUCCUCUCUGUUUAAAACCUGACUUUUAAUUUAUUUUUUUUUAUUUUUUAAAUUAUCACCACAAAUCUCCUCAAAUACCAAGUCCUUCAAUCUGUUCCCGGCCAUUAUUUUUAAACCUCCAUCAUCCUGACCUCUGGUCACCCUAAACUGCCCAGCCCACGGACGACACCUACCCCCUGUAUUUACUCGAGUUGCGUCUUUUAACCCAACUUUGUAUAGUUCUCUAACUUGACCCCCGUUCCUGCAGCUAUAGUGCCACCUGUGGACCCUACCUCUGUAUUGGGGCGGGGUAAAGGUGGAAAAGCUGAUCAAGGGAUGAGGUUCAUCCGACUCGGCCUUGCUUGGUUUUUUUUUUUUUUUUUUUUCCUCCAAUUGUUCUCUGAAGGCCAGGCACACACACGUUUCCAAGAUUCUAAAACAAUAUAUAUAUUUCCCCCCGUACAUCACCUACGUCAAAGCUAAAUGAUCGGUCAGUGGUGAGACAACGAAUCCAGCCGCCACGCCGUCACACCGACACACCUGAUGAUUGAGCACUUAGUAGACACGGAUGCAGCUCAUGAGUAAAGAUCUUAUUGCUUGGAUGUAUAUUUUCCAAUGAAAUUUUUUUAAAGCAGGGGUGGGGUGAGCACGCAAGUAGGAAGUCAAUCCUUUGUCUUCAGACCAACAUCUCUCGCCCCUUGUUGUUUGCCCUCCCCUUCAUGUUUUUAAAACCUUUGUUGUUUUCCAAUGAAAACCAAUGUGUCCAGUUUGCAUUUUCUUUUCCUUGAAUGGCAUUAGUAUUGUAGAAAAUUUAAAAAGCUAGCUUUUUUGUAAAGUGUGAAUAAAAGAUGUAUCUCAUGUUUCCUUUCUAAAAUGAUACUGAAUCGUGUUGUUGUUGUUGUGUAAAUCAUGAAUCCUAUGACGGUGUUAAUUUUUUUUUCUUUGUUUUGAUUUAAUUUGAUUUGACUCUCACUCAUCUUGAUUUAUCCAAUCACAAACCAAAUCCGUUGUAGAAAUUAUCACUUUGCCCGGGUGAGGUUGAACAUUCCCGGCAAGGCCUCGUACAAUGAAGGAUUGAUUUUUUUUGGUUUUUUUUGUUUUUUUUGUGCAGGCGUGUCGUGGACAACCUGCAUCCUAGGUGUCGGUUUAGACUUUGAGCACAGGGAUAUUCAGGCUUUUCUUACUCUUGAUUUUAAACUUUGAGCUUUAUUUUUGGAUUGUUGCUUGGCACUAGCUGGACGGUGCUGUUGUCUGGAGGUCAGGGCAGCAGAGCUGUCUGACCGGUGGCGGCGGUGGAGUUGUAGAGAACACCGUUCUGACUGGUGUAAAAUCUGUUUGUGAGACUUGCGCUAAUGUCGUGCCGCUGGUCGCAAGCCUGGUCCUGUGGUGAUUGUUUUUGUUGAUAUUUUUCGAGUUCUGCUAGUUCAUCUCACUCUGUUCUCGUGCAUCACAGUAGUUUAAGUCUGUUACACUAGUUAGCAACUCUUAGUAGUCACUAAUUUGAACUUUUAAGUAGAUUAAAUCGUCCUUUUCUCCUCCCGUAUUUGUCACUUUCGCUGCAGACUUUUGAGUGAAAAUCACAGCUGAAUCUUUCUCGCCCUCGAAGCUUCAGCACGUGGUCAUCGUCAGCUCUCGUGUUUGUCAUAAUUGAACUGUGUCACGAGGGGAGGCUAGGUGUAGUGAUGUUUAAUUUGUUCCCUCCCAGCUUGCAUCGUUGUCAGGGUGCGCACCAAAGCUGCUUGUAGUUGAGUUCUCUGUGGUCGAGCGAGCUGUUCCAGCCACCAGUGAUGUUUUGUUUCUUGUCGUUUCAUCGUCUUCAUAAAAUGUAGGGCUGUAAAGGAAAGCAAGAUACUUUGUCCUUUUCCUUCAAUCUCUCUCUCUCUCUCUCUCUCUCUCUCUCACACACACACACACACACAUACACACCUCCCAGUUCUAACCUAUCCCCGCAGAGAGUUUAGAGUUUAAGUUCUCAGCCCACCACCUCCAUAUAGCUGUAUCUUCUCUAACAACUUGGCAAUAACGUCUAGACAUCGUCAAAAUGGGUUUUUAAACUCUUUUUCCUGGAAAAUGUAGCUCAGCUUCUCAUGAAUUAUUUUGCUGUCCACUUGUUCAAUGCUUGUUGGUUUUGUUCUUCUUAUCUGACAUCUUGUAUAUUUGCUCAUCUCCUCCUCCUGCUGAUCUAGUGGUAGUUGUUCAAUGAUCAGGAUUGUCUAUCUGUAGUCAGCUGAGUACAUAUAUUGAUCUGUGUCACUGUGUUUAUGCACUGGACCAACUAUUGUUUACCAUUCAUGAAAUACCAGCAAAAAAAAAAAAAAAAAGAAAAAAAAAAGAGAGACAAAACACUUGCACAAACGUCGUAGAAUGUCCAUGAACCCAGAUGAGAAAUCAAGGCAGCUGUUUUCAAA
Cynoglossus semilaevis (tongue sole) is the source of this 6677-nucleotide messenger RNA. Its product is annotated as CCR4-NOT transcription complex subunit 6. Lineage: Eukaryota; Metazoa; Chordata; Actinopteri; Pleuronectiformes; Cynoglossidae. The record is from RefSeq and is a predicted model, not a curated record. Bases 424 to 2103 code for a protein of 559 amino acids. Gene Ontology annotation, molecular function: protein binding; 3'-5'-RNA exonuclease activity. The transcript has 12 exons.